AUGGCCCCUGCUCAACCUUCGAAGAAGCAGUUUUACAGCACCGCCUCGCCUUGGGAAGCUCGAAUUGGCUAUUACCGAGCAGUGCGUCACGGCGAUUUGAUUUGGGUGUCUGGAACAACUUCCGCAGAUCCAAAUUCAUCACCAUCAUCACCACGGGUCCGCUUCCCUGGGAAUGCUAGGCAACAAACGCGUCUUAUACUGGAAGAGAUUAUUGAGGCUAUUCAGGCCGUGGGCGGACGAGGUGCCGAGAGUAUUGUGAGAUGCCGUAUGUUUGUCAGCAGGAAAGAAGACUGUGGUGCGGUAGGGGAAGUAUUUCGAGAGGUUUUAGGGAAACACCGCGGAGCGCAGAUUGGGGCGGCCGCAACGAUGAUUGUAGCCGAUGGCUUUGUUGAUGAUAGUAUGCUCGUGGAGAUUGAAGCUGAUGCAGUUGCUGACUUGGAUGUUUGA
Penicillium pulvis is the source of this 447-nucleotide messenger RNA. Its product is annotated as YjgH family protein. The transcript has a single exon. Lineage: Eukaryota; Fungi; Ascomycota; Eurotiomycetes; Eurotiales; Aspergillaceae. The coding region runs from base 1 to 447 and encodes 148 amino acids. The record is from RefSeq and is a predicted model, not a curated record.